CUCUGGUUGGUGCUUGGAAAGUUCCAGUAGAAUCGAUUCAGCAUGAUAAAGGGUGGAUCAUUUUCAAGUUCCGGAGGGAGGAGGACCUUAAUACUAUCCUUCAGAAUGGCCCGUAUUCAAUUUAUGGAAGGACUUUGUUCCUGAAAAAAAUGUCGAGUUAUUUUCAGUAUGGUUAUGAACAUAGGACCAUUGUACUUGUGUGGAUUCAGUUGAAGGUUCUUUCCCUGGAGCUUUGGACACCGAUGGCUAUUGGAAGGAUAUGUUCUGAAAUUGGGCAACCACUAUACAUGUACAAGCUGACUACCAACAAGGAUAGAAUCUCCUACACUAGGGUCAUGGUGGAAGUGGAUGUAGCUAAGGAAAUCAAACCCAGAGUUAAGGUUUUGUUAUAUGAAGGGUUUCCUAGAUUGAGAUUCUGCAAUAAAUGUAAAACAAUCGGACACUCUGAUGGGGUUUUCAAACCUAGGGAGGAGUAUAAAAAGUCCUCGGGGAUCCAGUAUAAACCAAAGAAGCCUGUUCAUGAACUAAGGUCAGAGAUUGAAAAGGGAUAAAGAAACUUUGGUUACAAAGGAAAGGGAAACCAGGGAGGCUGAAAACAGCAAUCAGGUUGCUCAAACUUAGAAUUCUGAUGAGGUCCCAGAAAGGGCACUGAAAGAAACAGGAGAUGCUACUAAUAUUGACAGUUUAUUUGACCCUUCAGAGGAUGAUCCAUUGACUAGCGAAGGUAUAUCCAAUACUUAUAUUAGAGGGCAAACAGGUGAAACUCAGGCACAAGGAGAUGAAGUUAAUGGAUCAGUGGGGAUUGAAAGCAGAGGUGGGACUGUCAAAGAUAAAGUCUUAAUCUCCAUUGAGGACCAGAUUAAAAAUAAGGCCAAAGGGAAGGAGAAGGUUGGAGAAUUCCAGCUGGUUAAGAAGAAUAAAAGUAAAGGAACUCAGUUCAAUCCACUAAUUUUGGAAAGGGGUUAAAGCCCCCUUCUAAAGCUAGAUGAAGAUAGCUUGUUGGAACAUCAAAACCCCUGAAGCAAAAUGGGGUUCUCAGCCUCAUCAAUAAGAAUAGGGUGGAUGUUUUUGGCAUUCUGGAAACGAAGUUGAAUGAAGCAAAAUUGAAAGAAUUUAUGAGAAAGAAGCUGGCUAGCUGGUGCUGUGUUAACAAUUUUGAAGAGCAUGUUGCUGGGAGAAUUCUAGUGGUAUGGAAUCCUAAUAAAGCUCAAGUCCAUGUGGUGAGCAAGACCUCCCAGAGAUAAUGAAAGUCGACGAUUGCUUUCAAGGAAGGUGCCAGUUGCACCUUCAAAGAUCAAUCCAUAUAGAGCCACAAUCUUCUUCCGCCUUGCUGUUUUAGUCUUUUUCCUCCGAUAUAGAUUGACCCAUCCUGCUCAUAAUGCACAUGGGCUGUGGCUGGCUUCAGUACUCUGUGAAGUCUGGUUUUCUAUAUCAUGGUUUUUUGACCAGCUCCUCAAGUGGCAACCUGUAAACAGGGAAACAUAUCCUGAACGCCUGUGCUUGAGGUGAAGAAAUUGCCAUUCUAAAAAUCUUUUCCUUGUUUUCAGGAAAAUAUUGUGCCCAGGGGGAUGACAAGUAGAAACCAUCUGCUCAGCUUUCCGUGUUGUGCAUGUUCUGGAUAUAAUCAACCAGGAAAACCUAACUACCCUGCUGAGAAGGUUUCAUGCUAUGUUUCUGAUGAUGGGGCUGCUCUACUGAUGCUGGAAACUCUAUCUCAAACAUGUGAAUUUGCAAGAAAAUGGGUACCUUUUUGCAAGAAGUUCAACAUUGAGCCUCGUUGUCCUGAAAUAUAUUUCUCAGGAAAGGUUGACAAUUUGAAAUAUAAUAUAAGUCCAACAUUUUGCAAGCAGAGAAGAUCUAUGAAGAGGCAUUAUGAAGAGUUUAAAAUUGGACUCAAUGGCCUUGUAACUAAGUUUCAGCAUGCACCCCCUGAAGGCUGGACUCUGAAAGAUGGCACCCCAUGGCCUGGAAAUGACCCCAGAAAUCAUCCAGGCAUGAUGCAGAUACUGAUUGGCUCUAGUGGACCUUAUGGUAGUGAUGGUGAAAGUUUGCCCCAACUGGUUUAUGUAUCUCGGGAAAAACACCCUGGUUUCCAGCAUAACAAGAAGGCUGGUGCCAUGAAUGCUCUGGUCCGAGUGUCAGCUGUUCUUACAAAUGGGGCUUACGUUCUAAAUCUCAACUGCAAUCACUAUAUAAACAGCAGCAAAGCAUUCCUUGAAGCUAUGUGCUUUAUGAUGGACCCCAUCAACAAGAAGAAGAUAUGUUAUGUUCAAUUUCCUCAACGGUUUGAUGGCACUGAUGCAAAUGAUCAAUAUACAAGCCCCAAUACAAUCUUUUAUGAUAUCAACUUGAAGGGCCUUGAUGGAAUACAAGGGCCUUUUUAUAUUGGCACGGGUUGCUUCUUCUACCGAAAAGCUUUGUAUGGUUAUGAUCCAAUGUCUGAACCAAAGAUGCAUCACAGAAGCAGGCGGUGUCCUGGGAAGAAAAUUUUGAGUGAUAACAAUGCCUUUUAUUCUUCUACUUAUGUUGCCAAUAAAAGCAGCCCAAGUUUGCUUAUGGAGGAACAGGAGUCUCCUUCUGGCUUUCUGAGCAUGGAGAAACGUUAUGGCUCAUCACCAUCUCUAAUUGCAUCAAAUCUUGACCAAAAUGAUAGAUUCUCUUGGAGCACAACUCCUGACGACAUCCUAAGAGAGGCAAUUCAUGUAAUCAGUUGUGAUUAUGAGGACAACACAGCAUGGGGGAGAGAGAUUGGUUGGAUAUAUGGCUCUCAGAUGGGGGAUAUUCUGACUGGUUUCAAGAUGCAUGCUCGAGGAUGGAGAUCGGUCUAUCAUACACCAGCUUGUGCUGCAUUUAGAGGAACUGUGAUUUGCCAUCUUUCAGAUCGACUGUCUCAGGUGCUUUUGGGGGCCACUGACUCUAUUGAAAUUCUUCUCAGUCGGCAUUGCCCAAUCUGGAACGGAUGUGGUGGCCAGCUCAAACUAUUAGAGAGAGUUGCUUACAUAAAUGCUACAAUGUACCCCCUUACUUCCAUUCCCAUGCUUAUGUACAGCACUCUACCAGCCAUUUGCCUUCUUACUGGAAAAUUUAUCAUUACUCCGAUCACUUAUGAAGCUUGCACUUGGGUUGCACUGACUUUAUUAUCGGUGUUGGUAAAUGUUGCUCUCGAAGUGAGGUGGAGUGGUAUUAAUAUUCAAGAGUGGUGGAGAAAUCAACAGUUUUGGGUUAUUUCUGGAUUAUCUCCCCAUUUAUUUGCUGUUUUCCAGGGUUUGGGCAAGGUUGCAGUAGGCUUUUGUACUAGUUCAAGCUGGAGAACAGAAAUUUCUGGGGAAGACAAUGCUAUGGAGUUCUAUGCAUUCAAAUGGACAUCACUUCUUAUAUUGCCUACAGCUGUGAUUCUCGUCAACUUGUUGGGUAUGGUUGCUGGAAUCUCUUCACUUUUCACCCGUGGUUAUGGGUCCCUGGGUCUCCUAUUUGCAAAAUUAUUUUUUGCUUCUUUUGUGGUUGUUCACUUACACCCUUUCUUGAAGGGACUACUGGUUAGGAAACACCAGAUUCCUACAGUGGUCAUUAUCUGGUCUGUACUUAUUGCUGCCAUGUUCUCUCUGCUGUGGGUUUGGCUUGAUCCUUUUACUACCAGGUUCCAAGGACCUGAUAUUGAGGACUGUGGCAUACAGUGCUGAUUUUUUCUUCUCUUACUGUUGCAUUUCCCUGGAGAGGGUCCUGAUCUUCUUAUAUGAUGCUUUAUUAAGCUGUUAACUUGGAGAUUCAACGGUUCAACAUGUCAACUACAAUAUCUGAUGCCCUAGUACCUGUAACUUUGGCAAAGCUGGAGAUUGCUGCAAAUCAUCAAAUUUGCCAUGGAAGUUGGCUUCACUGGAGUAGAGACAAAUAUGCAAUUCCCAAACUGCAAUUUCAUGAGCAGAUCAAAGGCCGAUGUAUAUGAAAUCUUUUGAGUUGUCUAGUUCUUAUUUAUUUGUUUGGUUGUUGGUCUUUGGUUUAUUGGUUUUGAAUAAAUUAGUUAAGUCUUGAUACCACAAUAUUCCUCCGCCGAGAGGUUUUCUAGUAAAGAAAGGAGGUGCCGCCCUCUUUUACCCAAAAAAAAAAAAAAAAAGGAAAUCUUUUGAGAGUCGAAACUUUGAUUCGCCCAUAUUCGCUGCAAUUUUCCUGGUAUUUUAGGUGUUUCUAUUUGUUAGUUUUCUAAUUUUCCUUGCUUUAAGUGUAACAUGCAUUGUGUAUGGACUGGUGUGUCCCAGAUAUGAGGAGUUAUCGUCACUGUCUUGCCAAGCCAAAACACCAAGUUACUGAAUAAUUUUACAACACCAAACCAAACUGUUUAAUUCCGUUGUACCUGAUUAAUGUAAUGUGAAGUAAUGGUUUUUGAUUAGUAAAAA
This is a messenger RNA of Malania oleifera, 4391 nucleotides long. RefSeq names its product probable cellulose synthase A catalytic subunit 8 [UDP-forming]. Gene Ontology annotation, molecular function: cellulose synthase (UDP-forming) activity. Gene Ontology annotation, biological process: cellulose biosynthetic process; plant-type primary cell wall biogenesis. The transcript has 10 exons. NCBI's taxonomy places the organism in Eukaryota, Viridiplantae, Streptophyta, Magnoliopsida, Santalales, Ximeniaceae. Bases 1569 to 3680 code for a protein of 703 amino acids. The record is from RefSeq and is a predicted model, not a curated record. Gene Ontology annotation, cellular component: trans-Golgi network; plasma membrane.